CGCUGAUCUAUUUUCCUCCUCGGCAUCGUACGGUUCAUAUUGUUGUCAACUAGUUAAUCGGAAAUAAAGAACUAUCGCCAACAUUCGCCUGAGAAAUUUUCCCAAUCGGAGAGUUAAUUAGGGUUUCUGAGCUUCUUCAGACAAAGAAGAAAUUCCGUGAGAUAAAGAUGUGGCACGAAGCAAGAAGAUCGGAGAAGAAGGUGCACGAUAUGAUGGACGCCGCUCGGAAAAGAGCGCAGCGGCGAGCUAUCUACUUAGCUAAACGCCGUGGAGAUCCAAUUCAGUCGAUCCAAGCCGUUGGAUCUCGCUACCGAAUCUUCCGUGAUGAUGGUCUUUACCAAGCCACCGAGGAUCAACAGGGCCUGAUACCAUGGAAUGGGAAGCAGGAUGUUAUGAUUGAUAGAUUUGACGGUCGUGCUCUUCUGGAUUUUGUGCGUGAGGCUGGUUCGAGAAGCAUACGGCCACAUAAGAAGUCGGAAGAGGAGGAAGAAGUUGAAGAGUUUGUGAAUUUUGAGCGUUAUCGGGAUUUAAUUAAGCAUCGGCGUAGAGGAUUUUCUGAUGAGGAGGGUUUGCUACAUGUCAAUCAAGAGCUCGAGGCCAAACUUGCUGCACCCUUCCUAGGGACAAGACCACAACCAGCUCAACCACCUGCAAACAAAGGCACAUAUUCACAGGUUGGGUUUUCAUAUGCUGGGAACGGAAAAGAGGAAUCGUUGGAUGCGGACGAAGAUGAUGAUGACGACGAGGAUGAUGAGGAUGAGGAGGAAGAAUUUGACAGUAAUGACAGCGAUGAUGAAGGAAUGGAAAAAAUUGCUAAACAGUUUGGCGUGAAACGAUAUGGAUGGCUCGUUUAUAUGGACAAGAAGGCAAAAGAGGAAGAGAGAAGGCAAAAGGAACUUAUCAAAGGCGAUCCUUCAAUUAAGAAGCUAAGUCGCAAGGAAAGAAGAAAGGUCUCUAGGAUAGAGAGGGAUAGAGAAAGAGAAUCUUCAAGGAGUAUUAGAAGGCGUCAUGAUCCCUACAGGGAGUCUCGGAGGAGUCCUACUUAUGAGGCUUAUCCACGUUCAAGAAGAUCACGAUCCAGAUCCCGGUCAUAUUCUCCGUCAUACUCAAGGCGGAAUGGUCGUAGAGACCACUCUGAUGAGAUCAGCAAACCAAAAAUCGAAUAUAUUACAGAAUUUGGAGGCUCUGGAGAUGUAGCAAGUCCAAAGUUUGAAGGAUAUUCCCCACCGCGUUCACCACCAUCUCACACUGACCUCUUAACCCGACCAUCUUCAGGACAUAUUCUUGAGGCGCUGCAUGUUGAUCCUGCAUCUGGUGUAUCGCUUGAGAAAGACAAGAUUGUUAAACCAGCUAAACCGGCAGUGAGUACUACUACAGCACUAGCGAAGCUUUCAAAACCAGGUACUUCCUCAGGUGGAUCUUCAAAACAGACACAAGCGGAGAAGAAAGAAACACCCCAAGAACGACUGAAGAGAAUCAUGAACAAACAGCUAACAAAACAGAUUAAGAAAGACUCUGCAACAGAGACUGCUAAAAAGCGAGAACAGGAGAGGCAAAGGCUGGAAAAACUAGCCGAAACAAGCCGGUUAAGUCGGAAUAGACACAGAGACGAGCCUGAACAUAGGCUCAUGAAGCGGAGCCGAUAAGUUCAAAAAGUUGUUAGGUGUCAAUUUGUGAAUCGUCGAAACCUUUUUUUUUUUUUAACAUCUGGUUCUAAAGUUCGAGUCUAUGAAGCUAUGUUAAAUUAAAUUUAUUACUUGCUACUUGUUUUUCAUGGUUGGCUUUGUUUUGUUAGGAAAAUCAGUGCUAUAGAUUAAAUAACAAGGACUGUAUUGUGUCGUCUGCCAUGCGUUUCAUUGUGUGUGAAAGUGUUUUUUUUUAUAGACAGAACGUGAUAACACGUCCGUUCUAAUUUAAACCUUUUA
Molecule: messenger RNA, 1925 nt
Organism: Eutrema salsugineum
Lineage: Eukaryota; Viridiplantae; Streptophyta; Magnoliopsida; Brassicales; Brassicaceae
Product: CLK4-associating serine/arginine rich protein
Exons: 11
Coding region: 168-1646 (492 amino acids)
Source: RefSeq, a predicted model, not a curated record